UUGAGGUGGCAUUGAGGAGAAAGAGAAGACUAGGGGAAAAAUUGUAUAAGGCAAAGGGGUCGAGCUUGAUAGUGAUGACGUUAUUGAAGCCGUGGAUUGCACAGCUGAUGUCAGUGGCUCUGAAUGGUGUUUGUUACAGGACAAGGCCCAGGCUCUUGACCAGGCCUGGAUUCAUCUCUUGUCUACAGAAUAUGAUGGCAAGUCACCUUGUAAAACCUGAUACUGGUAACUGUAAGAGACCAAGAGAGUUGGAGCCUCAAAUGCCAGAUAGUCUGCCACUGCCCUCUCUUGGAAAAUCAGAUUCCUCUUUCUCUGAAAGCUCUGGACUAUUUUAUAAAGACGAAGCCCUGGAGAAAGAUUUGAAUGAUAUGAGCAAGGAAAUUAAUCUGAUGUUGUCUACAUAUGCAAAGAUCUUAAGUGAGAGAGCAGCAGUAGAUGCAUCUUAUAUUGAUGAGAUAGAUGGACUCUUCAAAGAAGCCAAUACUAUUGAAAACUUUCUGAUACAAAAAAGAGAGCUUCUGAAACAGAGAUUUACAGUGAUUGCAAACACAUUGCACAGAUAAAAUUGUGUACUUAAAAUAAGCUGAGACUUUAAACCCAUUAUUGUUGUAAUGAAAGAAUGACAUAUAUGCUCUAAAAGUUGUUAAAGAAAAUGUGUACCUUAAACAUAGAAGGGGAAACUCCCUGAAUUUCUUUUCUAGAUUUGAAGGGGGCUUUAAACUGGACAUCGAUAUGGAAUAUGUAGGUUUUCUUUGGAGGAUCAAAUAUUUGGUGUAUUUUAUAAAAGUGUAAAUUAUUUAAAUUAUAUAUGGAUUCUUUUUUUUUUCUUAAAUGCUCUUGCCUUCAACUUCUAAAAGAGGACUCAGUGAGUUAAUUUGAUAAUGUUUAACAAUAUUAUACAUUAAAAUACUUUGUUUAAAUAGCAGAUGGCUUUGGAGAUAGUUUUGAAAUGUUUUUCAUGGUCAGUAUUAUAAAAAAUUACAACCUAAA
This is a messenger RNA of Phyllostomus hastatus (greater spear-nosed bat), 990 nucleotides long. It is a transcript of the gene TEX12, whose product is annotated as testis expressed 12. The record is from RefSeq and is a predicted model, not a curated record. Gene Ontology annotation, biological process: synaptonemal complex assembly. The transcript has 5 exons. Bases 75 to 563 code for a protein of 162 amino acids. Gene Ontology annotation, cellular component: central element. NCBI's taxonomy places the organism in Eukaryota, Metazoa, Chordata, Mammalia, Chiroptera, Phyllostomidae.